Messenger RNA from Aspergillus ruber CBS 135680, 1959 nucleotides. RefSeq lists its product as uncharacterized. The transcript is spliced from 2 exons. NCBI's taxonomy places the organism in Eukaryota, Fungi, Ascomycota, Eurotiomycetes, Eurotiales, Aspergillaceae. The record is from RefSeq and is a predicted model, not a curated record. Bases 316 to 1878 code for a protein of 520 amino acids.
UGGAUACAGAAAAAGAAUUCAAUUGGCUAUUAAAAAUCUCAAACAAAAAAAAAAAAAUUCCAACUGUUAGUGUGGCAGCUUGUGUUUAUGGUGUUCAACAGUCUACCUUACAUGCUCAGGAGUCUUGAAUGAAUCCAACUUCCAGUCAGGAGAAAGCGCGUUUAAUGCAGUCCUACCUGGCAGGCUGAUACAAUGCCUCAGGGACCAAGGAUGGCCCCCCACAGUGCUCCAUUGGGUGGCAAGCUUUACCCGUAGCCGAACAGCAGCCAUACGGCUGGAUGGGCAUCAGAGCCCCAUGCUUUCGCUGAUGAUUAUAUGAAAGUCAAUUAUGUUCAGUUAUUUCUCAGAGACCAUUCACUAAUCCAGGGUCUCGUACAGAUACCAAUCCAGUUGGAUGCACUCUGCUACACCUGGGAGAGCUUCAGCGGCAGGUCUAUGCCACAGACCAUGACUGUUAUUUACAAAGAAAUUGAGGGAAACUUAUGGAAAAUGGAUGUCGCGAGACUGGAAAAACAAAUUGACGGGAAACGGGUGAUGUCAUCUGAUGUUGAAAGUGCAAAGAUGGAUCAAAUUGUCAUAGAGAUCUAUCUUCUUGAAGGCCUUGCAAUUACAGGACUGCAUAAAGACAUUAUAUACUUUGAUUCGGAGAGCCGGAAUGCUAUAUCAGAGCAGUUCCAACUCCCUGGUGUCCCUGGUGUCCCUGGUGUCCCUGGUGUGACUAUAUUGCUUGACAAGACUCUUCCACGCCUCUCCUUUCUACGGACGUCAGACCCUUCACAAAAGAGCACCAAUCGGAGUUACCAUUUGCAUUUGACAUUUCAAGAGUAUUUUGCAGCACGGUAUUUUGUACGUCAGUGGAAGGCAAGGCAACCUCUCAAAUAUCUUGAACUUAGACAUGACAAGGAAAUGAAGAAGACCAAGCCUGUUAAAUUCCUUCAGAAACAUAAAUGCCAUGCACGCUAUGAUAUCUUCUGGAGUCUUGUUUCUGGAUUGAUUGACGCUGAGGGAGAAAGGGAAACACUCUGUUUCUUCCAGACUAUUGAGGAAGAGCCACGCGACCUUCUGGGACCUACGCAUCAAUGGCUGAUCAUGCAUUGCUUGAACGAAGUGGUGCCACGACAGGGAAGUCAGUCUUUCUCUCAAUUCCAAUCAGAGCUAGAGGGUCAACUAUCUUUAUGGCUAUUGUUUGAAUGCAAGUUUCGAGGACAACCACCCUGGCUAGCAGGCAAAAGGGAGUUUCCAGAUAAGGCCGUGAAAGGAGCCUUAGCACAAGCGUCUGACAAGAACAAAAUAUUACUUUUUAAAUCGCUCCAGUCACGACCUGUUAUUUCAUUGAGUGUCCUGGAUCUGGCAACUUUAUAUUUAAGACAUGGUGCCUCCCAACCCUUAGCCAUAAAUUUUCUCAAAAUUCUACGUGUGGCAAUUGAGGCGCUUCAGAACCAAGGACCACUGCCUGGAGAGAUUGUGAAGGCUGUGGCGGCACGAUUUGAGGACAAGGACAGACAUGUCCGACGGGCGGCAGUUGAAGCCCUUCAGAAUCAAGAGUUGACGUCGGAGAUACUGAACCAGUAUAUGGAACCACUACACCCGAAUUUCCUAAAGCGAAGUCUCAACGAAAAUCUAACCUGGUGUGUUGCGGAUGGAAUCUCUUGCAUAACAAUCGAUACUCGAGAGAUUCCCUUAAAAGGCCAACUGGACCAGCUUGAGACACAGAGCUUCGGCAUGAUAGAGCUUAAUCAUGCCAUUAGAGACAAAGGGGCCCAGGACGUGCUUGAAACCAAGUCGGAUGCCCUGUACCAUGCGGAUCAGACCCUGGCUGACUUGCCCACUAAGUACCAUUACUGCGUAGCUACAGUGCUUGAAGGCUCGGGGCCGUGAACAAUAUUUACUGGAUUGAAUAUCUAAAGGACAUACUCCAAUCCCUCAUCCUGACUAAUUCCCCAAUGACCGACCUGGGUG